Molecule: messenger RNA, 1104 nt
Organism: Sporothrix schenckii 1099-18
Lineage: Eukaryota; Fungi; Ascomycota; Sordariomycetes; Ophiostomatales; Ophiostomataceae
Exons: 2
Coding region: 1-1104 (367 amino acids)
Source: RefSeq, a predicted model, not a curated record
AUGCCACUCUUUACUGCACCCGUCACAAUACCUUCGAUCGCCAUGAGGAAACGGAAAACCAGCAGCCGGGCUCUUCUGCCGCUGUUGUGCGUCGUCGCCGGACUCUGGACGGCCGGCGUCAUGGCUCACGUCUCACCAUCGAUUAACGACAUCGAUUUCGACGGCCCCGGCGUCUCCAGCGACGACACGUACUCCCUCACAUCCUUACGACACAUUGGCUCUGCACCCGCUCCCGUCGUCGUCCGUUCCAACCCAGAGACAUGUCUCCACGCCUGCCAGCUGGCCUUGCGAGAGCCCACUUUUGUUGACGUCCCGCCUGAGGCUGGCUUCCGCGUCAAGGACUGCUACAGUCCGCUGAUGCAGGUGUCCUUGUUCAUUUGUCUGCGCGGGUACUGCUCGGACGGCCGCGGUGCCGGCAGCCUCGACGAGAUGAACCGGAGCUGCACCGCUCUGCGCAACGAACCGCUGCCUUCUUUUGAGGGCGUGCUGGCCGACUACCCGCCCGACAAGGUGCUGCGACUGCGGCGACUGCAGCGUCCCGAAGCUGUGGGCGGCACAGUCCUCUCAGAAGUCGUCGUCCUCUCCGAGCAGCUGUACGAGAACUCGUACGACACGCUGGCGGACCUGAUCUACGUCCGCAAGUACCACAAUUUCUAUGGCCGUGCUGUGAUUAUCUUUUGGGUUGUCGUCAUCCUGUACGGCAUGGGCAACCGCGUUUGCAUGACCGUUGUGCAGAACCUACGGCGGCGUCGUCGCUUUCUCUCACCUACUCUCCACCGCCGGACCACGACGGGUUACCACCAGGUUGACGAGGAAGAGGUCGAGGACAAUGAUCUUGUACUUGACGAUAUCGAUGCUACAGGACGCGACUCCUACGACCAGAAGCAGGGUAUGACCCCGGCUGGCCACAGCUUUGCCCGCCGGCCGCGUAUCUGGCUGCAGCGCCACCUGACGACGCCCGCGACCUUUGGCCAGCGCUGCUCACAAGAUUUUGGCUGGUACACCGUGCCGCCGCGUGUGCAGUCCGUCACGCUCUUGAUAUUUGCCAUCAUGAAUACGGUCUUCUGCGUUCAUGGCUACCGUGUCUUCACAGGCAACAUGUAG